Molecule: messenger RNA, 544 nt
Organism: Funneliformis caledonium
Lineage: Eukaryota; Fungi; Glomeromycota; Glomeromycetes; Glomerales; Glomeraceae
Source: the annotation of a GenBank genome assembly
GUCUGCUGAGCUCACCAUAUCAUCUGUUGCCCCUUACGAGGUAACCUUUAAGCUGAGGAAUAUUCCAACCGCAACCAAGGAGGAUUACUUCGGUUCCAUUGAUGACAUCCGCCGGUAUGCAUUGGAUCCACUCUAUAAAGGCUACAUUAAACCACAUGAUUAUUUGAAUUUCCUUGGUAAAGAUUCAUUGUCCAACAAAUUGAGGCAAGUCGUUUUUGAUAGCUGUGGAUACGGUAUUUUUGUUGAAUGUCAGCAAACAACCAGCGAUAUCUCCCUUCCUAAAGAAAUAGAGAGUCCCGCCUACAGCGUUGGUUGGAUGUCUGCCUGUCAAAUCAUCUUGGUGCCAACAUCGACGGAACUUGGCAUUUUCAUAUACGAAAAGAACAAUCAGAAACGUUUUAACAAUCUUAUUGAAAACAUUACCUAUCCUAAAAAUGACAUCUGGGUAAUCUCAAUUUCUAUCUUGGAAAACUUUGAAAAUGGUUCAAGUGCAUGGAGUGAUAACCUUUUAAUUGUGGAACUUAAAGCUUGUGCUGGUGGUUGA